CGGCUUUCACGAGAACAACGUUAAAACGGGAAAACACAAAACACACACAAACAACAAAAACGUCGUCGCUUGAAGACGGGCAACUGCAGCAACUCACGGCAAAGAGGCAAAAAGGCAACUUAACUAAUAUCAUCAUCAAUAAUCGGUUGUGCAAUAUGCGCGGGUGAUGCGAGGUGUAUCGUAGAACGUUAUGCAUUUCAUUGGCCGAAUUGCGUUUCCGUUUGCCACUAAAGUGCGAUUCGCUAUUGUAUCCCAUAAUCAAUAAUUGCCGCCGUGAACUGUGAACUGUGAACAGAGUGAGACAGAGAGUGAGACGAAGAGUGACUGUGACAGUGCUAACUAACUAAAUACAUAAGAGCUUAAAUUGUGAUUGGAAAUCAAAUCGAUUCCGUACAGCGAUUACGAUAUUUAUAACGGCUACGGACAUGUUGAUAGAGCCGAGCUUGAACCGUGACUUUGGCUCGCUAACUGCUGCAAGUUCUGGCAUCGCACACUGGAAAAUGGAGCCACAUCCCCAACGAUUGCCAACACUGGGAGCACACAGCAUGUCGGCAUCAUCGGCAGCAGCAGCAGCAGCGGCAGUAGCAGCCGCGGCAGCAUCGCCAGCAGCCACAACACCGACAACAGCAGCGCCAACAACUGUGCAAAUACCACCAGGUUUCGUUGGUUCCACGGCUGCUGCGGCUGGUGGCAACGGUGCCUCUGGCCCCACAGCAGCCACAGCAGCCGCAGCAGCGGCGGCGGCAGCAGCAGCGGCUGCCACGGGCAACACACUCGGCGCUUUGAUGUCGCAGCAUCGCCUCUUGGAGUUCUCGCGCUUUGGCGGGCUGCGUGGCUAUGACAUUGCCCAACACAUGCUGACACAGCAGGGCGCAGUGUCCAAACUCUUGGGUUCGUUGCGACCACCUGGCCUAAUUGGUGGCUCCAAGCCAAAAGUGGCCACACCGACAGUCGUCUCCAAAAUCGAGCAAUACAAACGCGAGAAUCCAACGAUCUUCGCCUGGGAGAUACGCGAGCGUUUAAUCUCUGAAGGUGUCUGCACAAAUGCCACAGCACCCUCGGUGAGCAGCAUCAAUCGGAUUCUGCGCAAUCGCGCCGCGGAGCGUGUGGCCAGCGAAUUUGCUCGGACCGCUGCCUAUGGCUUGUAUCCGCCACCGCCGCAUCCCUACGGCAGUUUCACCUGGCAUCCGGGUAGUGUUGCUGGUAAUUCCCCCGUGCCGCCGCCACCCUCAGCGCUGUGGCCUGUGGCAGCUCCCACGCUGGCCAAUCUGCCACCGAGUGCAGGCAACUCGACGCCUGGAAGUCUGAGUUUGAGCUCUGCUAAUCUGCUGGGCAGCGCUGCGCCUAUGAAUAGAGCCAUUUCACCGGGUUCGGGCAGCCACGAGACGCUGGAGUCGGCGGAUGAGAAUCGACAGAUCGAUUCGGAUUAUCUGGACGAUGAUGAUGAGCCCAAGUUUCGACGCAAUCGCACCACGUUCAGUCCGGAGCAGCUGGAGGAACUGGAGAAGGAGUUCGACAAGAGUCACUAUCCGUGUGUGAGCACCAGGGAGCGUCUCUCCAGUCGCACCAGUCUCAGUGAGGCGCGUGUUCAGGUUUGGUUCUCAAAUCGUCGCGCCAAAUGGCGUCGUCAUCAGCGCAUGAAUCUGCUGAAGCGUCAGCGCUCCAGUCCCGCCAAUCCGAUGCACUCGCAGCAGUCCAACGAUGGUCCCGUCGCCACCAGCUCGCCCACGCCCAGCACACACAGCAACACGUCGGCGCCCACAACGCCUUUGGCUCAACAAUCGCUGCUCUGCGCCGACUCGCCGUUAUCCUCGGCUCAAUCGCCACCUGCUGUGAUGAUGCACCCGCUGCACGCGUUGCCUCCCGCACCGCCUGGACAUCACCAUCAUUUGCCCGCGCAUCCGGCUGCGUUGCAGCUCUUCAGCCACUAUCAUCAGCAGCAGCAACAACAGCAGCAGCAACAUUCUCCAACUUCAGGCGGUGUUUGCGGCAGUCCCAACUCGGGACUUUCGAUGGGCGGCGAACGCAGUGCCUUUCGUAGUCUGGUUGGUUCGCCAUCCGCGGCAGCUUUUGCUCUUGGCCUAGCCCGACAAUAUGCGGUAGCUGCUUCGCUAACGGUUGCCGAGGAACAGCGCUCGCGAUUGCACUAUCCGGGUGGGGAGUGUGUGACGACAGCGGCGACAUUGGCGGGGACAGCGGGUUCGACGGUGAUGGUGGACAACUCUUCGUCGGAUUCCGAUGAAGAGAUCAACGUGCACGACGAUUCUGAUGCUGAAAUUGAGUCGCCAGUGGCUAAGGUGGCCCGCAUGUCAUCCUCUGAUGCACCGACAACGACAGCGGCGACGACAACGUUGCAGCUCCUAAAGCAUGACCGCUAAGGGCGUGGCACAAGGCGUAGCUUCAAGUCGACGUCCAACGUGGGGACGGCAGCGGUAGCUUCUAAUUAUAAAAGUUGAGUUGUGUGCGCGUUUCUGAUUGACAGCGACAAGUCGAGCGACCCCAUCGCCCCAGGGUAGUGUAGGAGGGGAGGCGGCAGUCGGAGGGGGGGCGUUGCCGUGCAUGUUGCACUCUGAAACCCGAGACAUGACAACUGCAGCGACUGCGACAAUGUAAGCAAAAAAAAUACAGCAAAUAAAAUAGAGAGAAAAAAUAAAACAAAUCGAAAACCAAAGUUAAAAUGCUGCUCACCCACAUGGCUGCGGAUCAAGAGACCCGAGACUUGUGUGUGCCGCAAGCUGCACGUUACACGUUACACUGUGUUGCAGUUGCAAGUUGCGCGCUCUGUAAUUACAAUUGCAACAAUUGUGUGUGUGCCUAAAAUUAAACUGAAAUUGUAACUAAUACUUAACAAGGGGGGUCGCCCCUCUAUUAGAGCGUGUGUGUGUGUUUGUGUGUGCCCCAGUUCGUAUACUUAUUUCUAUUACGAAUACAACUAAGAGUACUUUAUUUAUUCAUUGCCGGCCGUAGGUCGUUUUCAUAGCUCUCCUUCUCUUUCUCUCUCUCUGUAUCUGUAUCUCUAUCUAUUAUAUCUUUACUAUCUACUACUAGCUGCCGGCUUACCUCAUCACCAUUUAAGGCUAUAGCGUAUGCAAUAUUUAUCUGUAACUUAGCCCUAGCUCCUAGGCUUAAGCUUAGCCAUGUAUGCUCAUUAAGUGAGAGCUGCGAGACGUGUCUACAGUGCGUGACAUGCAAAUAGCACAUCAUAAGUGACAACUACUUUAAAUUUUAUUUAAAUUAAAUGUUCAUUCAAAUAAAUUAUAUUUUAUUUAUACUUUAUUGUUUUACCAAAAUAUUUUAUUAUUUAUUCCCCCCGUUGCUAUUUGCUUGGCCAGCGCUGUAGCUGUCUGUAUCUGUAGAUACCCAUUUUACCAGUAUGAGUGUGUAACGAGUACGAGUUCGAGUACUCACUUUGUUGUCUUUGGUUGCGUUUGAACUGAUAUUGAUACCAGGAGUAUGUGAAGAGAAAAGCGACAAUCGGAGGAAAGUCGUCGUGGUACUUUAUAUGUAAUUCAAUUGUACAUUUACGAUGGCUCAAACUAACUAACUAUUUAGUCUCUCAAAAAAA
Molecule: messenger RNA, 3565 nt
Organism: Drosophila sulfurigaster albostrigata
Lineage: Eukaryota; Metazoa; Arthropoda; Insecta; Diptera; Drosophilidae
Product: paired box protein Pax-6
Exons: 5
Coding region: 426-2378 (650 amino acids)
Biological process (GO): anatomical structure development; regulation of transcription by RNA polymerase II
Molecular function (GO): DNA-binding transcription factor activity, RNA polymerase II-specific; RNA polymerase II cis-regulatory region sequence-specific DNA binding
Source: RefSeq, a predicted model, not a curated record